AUGGCAGGGCCAAACAUAACUAAACCCAAAUUUAAUGAAUACCUACAACAACGAAUGACAGAGAGAGCAGGGGGAAAAGAACAGUAUAAGACAGUUAAAAAAGUAUGGGAGCAGGUGAAGUUGAGAUGGACACAGGCAGGUUACCUCAGAGGGGGACCUCCCUCGGAGGAAGAACUCAAGAUUAUGGAGAAAGGUCUAGAAGUGGCAGUUGAGAAAGCCAAGGGGGAGGAAGAAGGAAAGAACAAGGCACAUAAGUUUAAGAAUAAGGGAACUAAGGAAAGAGAGAGGGCUGAGGGAAAGCUGAGAAUAGGGACAUGGGCAUUAGAGGAGAGCAGGAGGGUGCAGCCAAAGACGAUGUGUGUGGCCACUGCAGCUCCAGUAGAGAUCCAAACCCCAUUCAAGGGUUCUCCUACAGCUCCCCCAGAGGCCAACACCAGCACCACACCUGUUCCCACUUCACUAUACCCAUUGUUGACAAAGGAGGCACUGCGGCCCCCACCAUACACACCAGGACAGGAUCCUCAGCCUGCAAUACAGGCCCCUGUUCUAACAGUAGGAGAAGGGAGCCUGAAAGGCACCAUGACUUUUGACAUAUCUGGAGGGCAGUUGCUGUGUGAACAGCCGCCCUCUACCAGCACUCCAUAUCAACCCAAAGAACGAGAAGGGGGAGACCCGACCUCUCCUGGAGGUCGCUCCCUGCUCUCUUUUAACAACCCUGUGAGCGGAGUGAAUAGUGGGUGUCACCAACAACUGAACCCAGAAUUUUUCAGACAACAUUCUUCACAGGACCUUAGAGGGGGAAGGCGUGGCCAAUUGAGCAAUCAAAGCAGAGAUAUGGAAGAUGAUGAAGACAGAAGAGCUUACAUUAGCGAACUGGAUAAAAACAGAAGGAUACCCACUGAAGAUGAAAUAGAAAGUGAAAUUAAAAAAUUGGAAAUCCAAUUAGGAAGAUCCCGAGCUGAAGUUGAGGUGCUCCUUGCUCCAGGUGAGAACGAAGGGGCCGAGUACCUAGUGGAGGGAAUAAUGAGAGGAACAGUGACAAACGUGACAGAUACCUUGAGAGAUAUCACAACACAUGAGCAACAUCGGAGGUCAGCCAGAGUGGCAGAGAGGAACAGGACAGGAGGACCCCAAAGAACAGACUGGGAAACCGAAAGGUCAAGAAUGUGCCCUCUCAGGCCUGCAGCUAAUCCGGCCUAUGUGGAGUAUGAACCAUGGAAGAUGACUGAUUUGACUACACUAAUGGAACAAAUGCCCAGUCUGCAUGGAGGAGCGUCCUCCUGGUUGAACAAACUACAGACUCUCACAUCAGGUCUGAACCUAUGUCUAGGUGACAUGAGGGCAUUAGUUGCAAGAGCAACUAAUCAUGGAACAAUGACCAGCAUCAUGACAGCUGCAAACCUAGAUGGAAGGGCAGCUACCCUGCCUCUAGAUCAUUUCAGGACAAAUCUAUGGGAUGCGUUGCGAAGGGCCUACCCCACAGAAAGAAACCAGGCCUUGCUUUCCUCCUUCACCAUCAACCCAGGAGAGCAUCCAGCUGAGUAUCUAGACAGAGCCAAAACUACCUGGAGGACAGUAAAUGAAGAACCAUUUGAUCACACUGAUACAACCCUCAACAUGUGGAAGGAGAUGGUGAUCAAUGGAUGCCCAGGGGAUGUGAAGACCAAGCUACGUGCAACAGUGGGUUUAACAACCCUUCCCUUGACGCAAUUCAACGCACAUGUGCACCACCGCGUUACUCAACACAACAAGGACAAAGGGGGAGCUGAGAGUCAGGUCCAAUCUCUCCAAGUACAACUACUAAAACUCCAACUAAAGGAGGCCCAAAAAGGAGAAAAACCAAAGAAACAAAUGCUAGCAGAAGAAACAACAGGUGAGAACGUGAUGCCUGACGUCUCUCAAAUUGUAGCCCAGACUGUAUCCCAGAUGAUACAAUUACAAACACCCCCUCUCCAAGGAAAUCUGGACCAAUACCCGCCCCAACCACCAUUUCAGCCAACCCAACCUUGGCGAAGACCCCCUCCAAGUCCAAGGGAUGGGUAUUAUCUGUGUUACAAUUGUCAAACACCCGGCCAUUUUCGCCGUGAUUGCCCCCAGCCAAGACAGGACAACAAUAAACAAACCCCUUGGAGAGGACCUUAUAGAGGUGCACGCAACAACAGGGGAAUGGGGAGGGGUGAAAGACCACAACCAUACCAACAACCACAACAAUCACCAGGCAACCAACAAGGACAAGGCCAACCACAUAACCAAGCAGAGUUUCAAGGCAUGGCAGGGGAACCCAUGUUCUGGCCAUGAAGGUGCCCACCACCUACGACAGAAAGAGGGGGUGGCAGAGGACAGGACGAACUCUGGAGGUGCCAUGAUGGAAGACAAGUCGAACCAGCUGGACUCUGCCGAGUCCCACACAUCUGGUGGCACCCUCACAUGACAGAAACUGUAGACAGGUUUUCAAAAUGGGUAGAGGCAAUUCCUACAGAAAACUACAGAAAUAGAGGAUGAUAGGUCAGUCAUUAAGUGGCUACAAACUAAGUUAAUACCCAGAUAUGGUAUACCAGGGCAGAUAAGAUCUGACAACCACACAUUUUAGCAACAAACACCUGAAAAAGGUGGAGGUAAGAUUCGGAAUCAUGCACAGAUUCGGUUCAGUAACAUCCACAGUCCCAACCAAACAUUUAAAGCUAAAAUAACAAAGGUUUGUGCAGGAACAAAAUUAACAUAGGUCCACCAAGGGAGGGAGGUCAUAUGCCCUCCCUUGAUGUACAACAGAUAGAAAUGACUGAUUAUGUGUAGAAAUUGACGGAAUUUUCUGCAGCACUCUCUUCUCAGGUGCAGAAGGCCCAAGAGGGGGAGCUGUCAGGAAACACGCCACCACUGAAGGUAAAAGUGGGAAACUGGGUGAGGGUGAAAGUCCACAAAAGAAAGUGGCUGGAACCCAGGUGGACUGGACCGUACGAAGUGAAGGAGGUUACUUCACACUCAGUCCAGGUCAGAGGUAA
Molecule: messenger RNA, 2999 nt
Organism: Coregonus sp. 'balchen'
Lineage: Eukaryota; Metazoa; Chordata; Actinopteri; Salmoniformes; Salmonidae
Source: the annotation of a GenBank genome assembly